Phycodurus eques (leafy seadragon) is the source of this 3805-nucleotide messenger RNA. RefSeq names its product ubiquitin specific peptidase 22 (gene usp22). The transcript has 13 exons. The coding region runs from base 364 to 1884 and encodes 506 amino acids. Gene Ontology annotation, biological process: protein deubiquitination. Gene Ontology annotation, molecular function: zinc ion binding; cysteine-type deubiquitinase activity. NCBI's taxonomy places the organism in Eukaryota, Metazoa, Chordata, Actinopteri, Syngnathiformes, Syngnathidae. The record is from RefSeq and is a predicted model, not a curated record.
AUGAACGGGGUAGCUCCACACUCACCGUGUAAGCUACUGUUGAAAUUUCUAGGCUAACCAACUUUAGCCAGCUUGCUAACAUGUAAUUAAGCGGAAUGUGGGUUAACUGCAUUCAUGGUACUAUAAUGGGUUCGAAUUGACAGGUAAUAUGCUGGUUCCGAAAACGGAAUACCGAAAUAAUUGGCGGUGUUCUGUACGUGUCGCCGCAACUACACGCAGAACAUGUCCAGUUAGCUAUAACGCGGCGAUUGGUGGAUAACGAAUCUGGCAAGCUAGCCAGUCGGUCCGGUGUUUGGACUGGGUGGAGGGUUUUGUACAGGUUUCCUCGCCCAGUGGACAGCCGAGCCGGAUGCAGCGAUUAUCAUGAGUCCGGCGGGCUGCCCCCAUGUCAACUGCUUCAAAGUGGACAACUGGAAGCAGAACCUGAGGGCUAUUUAUCAGUGUUUCGUAUGGAGCGGUUCGGCCGAGACCAGGAAACGCAAGGCCAAGUCAUGCAUCUGCCACAUGUGCGGUGCUCACCUCAGCAGACUCCACUCCUGCCUUUACUGCGUCUUCUUCGCCUGCUUUGCCAAAAAACACAUCCAUGAGCAUGCCAAGAGCAAACGACAUAACCUAGCUAUUGACUUGCUGUAUGGGGGGAUUUACUGCUUCAUGUGCCAAGACUACAUUUACGACAAAGACAUGGAACAGAUUGCCAAAGAGGAACAAAGGAAAGCCUGGAAAAUGCAAGGCAUAGGUGAGAAGUACUCAACAUGGGAGCCAACCAAGAGGGAGCUGGAGCUUCUCCGCCACAAUCCCAAGAGGAGGAGAAUCACCUCCAACUGUACUAUUGGUCUACGCGGUCUAAUCAACCUUGGCAACACGUGCUUUAUGAACUGCAUCGUCCAGGCACUAACGCAUACGCCGCUGCUGCGGGACUUCUUCCUGUCUGACAGACACAAAUGUGAAAUGCAGAGCAACUCCUGCUUAGUGUGUGAGAUGUCGCAACUCUUCCAAGAGUUCUACUCAGGCCAUCGUUCACCUCACAUCCCGUUCCGUCUGCUCCACCUGGUGUGGACUCACGCUCGUCACCUGGCUGGCUACGAGCAGCAGGACGCACACGAGUUCCUCAUCGCUGCACUGGACGUUUUACACAGACACUGCAAAGAUGACAACGGGAAAAAAGCCAACAACCCAAACCAUUGUAAUUGCAUCAUUGACCAAAUCUUCACAGGGGGCCUGCAGUCUGAUGUCACCUGUCAAGUCUGCCACGGUGUCUCAACUACCAUUGACCCAUUCUGGGACAUCAGUCUGGACCUGCCGGGCUCCUCCACUCCCUUCUGGCCGCUAAGUCCUGGUGGAGAUGGUUCAACACUAAACGGAGAGAGUCACACCACUGGAGCCACAACACUGACAGACUGCCUACGAAGGUUCACCAGACCAGAGCACCUCGGCAGCAGCGCUAAGAUCAAGUGCAGCGGUUGCCAUAGUUACCAGGAGUCUACCAAGCAGCUGACCAUGAAGAAGUUGCCCAUUGUGGCCUGCUUUCACCUCAAACGAUUCGAGCAUUCUGCCAAACUUCGGAGGAAGAUCACGACGUACGUCUCUUUCCCUUUGGAGUUGGACAUGACGCCCUUUAUGGCGUCCAGUAAAGAGAGCAGGAUGAACGGCCAGUACCAGCAGACUUUGGAGCCCUUCAACAACGACAACAAAUACAGCCUGUUUGCUGUUGUUAACCACCAGGGAACACUAGAGAGCGGCCACUACACCACCUUCAUCAGGCAGCACAAGGACCAGUGGUUCAAAUGUGAUGACGCCAUCAUCACCAAGGCCAGCAUCGAGGCCGUGCUGGACAGUGAAGGGUACCUUUUGUUUUACCAUAAACAGUUCCUGGAGUACGAAUAGUGCAGCCCUCAAACGCAUACGAGCCCUGACGCACUACUGCAACUUGGAAAACAUAACAUUUCCACUGGAAUUCAGGACGCACACAACAACAAUCUACUGGUUGUAAAUCUGCUAAACCAGUCUGCGCGUGGAGGUCGAAACUGACUCGUGGCCCGUCAUCAUGCUAACUUUGACUUCUGGCUUUCUCAUUUUCAGACAGACAGAAGCGAAGGUUUUCUGUUUAAAUCCAAAUUAAGGCGGGGGAUUGGUUGACUUGAUCAUGAAUGCUGUUCUUUAUCAAUAUCCUUCUUGAGCCGGCCGGGUUGGGGAAACCUAUUGUCUGUCGGCUCUACUGGGCUCUGGACUGCUAUGCAAUUGUAAAAACACAUGAAACCUCUGAGAAACUCAUAAAAACACCAAGCCGUCGAAAUACGCUUGUCAAUUAGUGUAGCGGCGAGGCCCAUUACAACUUUUCCUUGGUGGUGUAAUUUCACACCUGAUGGGUGGGCAGGCACUCCAGAGACCCAACUGUUUGUGUCAAUUUUCCAUAACACAAAUAUGUCCCUUUUAAAAGUUGAAAAAGAUUCCCCACCCCUGUGCUAAAUUCUUGUAAAGCUGAGCACCGCUGCAAGCUGCUUCUAUCUGAAGACAAAGUUAAUUUGUUUUCAUUUUUACUUUCGCAACAAAGGAAGUAAUUAGAAUUCACAAGCACACCAUGUGUCACAUAGUAGCCUAUACACACACUCUCAAAAUGACCAAAUAUUGUAAAUAUUGUGAUGCAUUUUUCACUGCACUGCAGAAGAAGGAGUAAAUCAAGAAGCAAACAUCUCCUCACAAGUUGUAUGAUAAACAUUAUACAUAUUUACUCACUACUUGUGAGUAUGUUGUCGGUCAACGACAUCGGAAGCUUCGGCUCAAGUCACCCCCGAGUGUGCCGGAUGUUUCCGCCUCUAUUGCUGCUUCCAACUGUUGCAGGGGCGGGACUUUACUCAGUAAAUAUUAUAUUUUUAUAAAUACUGUAAUUCUAAAAUGAUUUGUUUACAGUCUUUUGCAUACACUCUCACAUCGUCUGUCCAUGUUACAUUGUGCUGUGUUGUUUUAUCGACGCAAAAAGCUGACCACACCCACCUGAAAAUGCUGCUAUUGCAGCUUAAUGUUUGGUUAUAUUAGCUGUGUUUAUAUAUAUAUAUAUAUAUAUAUAUAUAUAUAUAUAUAUAUAUAAUAAAUAAUUUUGGGGUUUUGUGUGAAGUUUUAUUUUUAAGUACAUAACUCUCUGGCAGUUUAGAAACAUACUGUAUAUUCAUGUUCAAGGUAGGUGUUUGUGGUUAAAUGCAAAAAUAAGAGCCAAUCUGGGAUGUAUCCUCAGAAUAGUGCAGUAUGUGCGAAGGAUCACAAGCUUGAUUCUGCUGUGUAUUAUUGUUGGCUGCAUGUUUGUGUGUGUGUGUAAGCAGAAAAAGACAGUGGGGAAAAUAACUGGUUGUUAAAAAAAAAAAAAAAGUGUUCGUGUGUGUAAAAAACAAAACAAAAGUAUGUAUGUGAUAAGGUUCGUAUGCACGUGUGAUCCGCGUGCAUAUGCUGUGUGUGUUUGUGUACUGAAUCAGUACUUGAGUUCAGCAUGCCGCCCAAGCUGAAUAUUACAGUUUUUCUUUUCUGUUGUUUUUUAAAUUUUUUUAUUUGUUUUUCCCACAUGUUGAAGAUGUAUGUAAAGUAUAUAAUUGUACAGUUUGUACGUAAGAGACAAAUGGUGAAACCUCCAUAUUGAUUUUUGUUCUAUAUAACGCUGGAUUUGGCCACAGGAUUCGUCAUGGUGUCUUGACCUCUUAAGUCAUUCCUCCAGUGCAAAAUGAAUGCACAGACUGGGACACACAGUGAUGGCGAGACACUCAAAUAAAGAACAAAAAAUAAAUACAUCUUGAUCUGUAACUGACUUUGUCUUACUGAU